Messenger RNA from Leptosia nina, 687 nucleotides. The record is from the annotation of a GenBank genome assembly. NCBI's taxonomy places the organism in Eukaryota, Metazoa, Arthropoda, Insecta, Lepidoptera, Pieridae.
AUGAUCCGCUCUAGACUCCGUCUGCGUGUAACCACUGAGCCACGGCGUUUGUUUGUAAAGACGUUUAGUUAUAUCUCGACAGACUUCAACCCUGCAAGAGCUGCCAAGAAAAAUUUACUCCAAAGCGACAAGAGUCAGGUUGUGCAUACAUUGAGUGGACACCUUACAUCAAAACAAGCGAUAGCUGGCAAUACUGUGGAGAAGCUAAGCGCUGGGCGAGUAGAGGUGGUGCGGGGUGGGGCGUGGGGCGGUUGGGGGCGUUCGGUGCAUCUGGGCCCGCUGCCUCCCGCUUACAACCUUGCACUAAGCGCAUCUACAUCAUCUUUAUCAAAUCUAACUGAAGUCACGGCCUGCGCAAGAGUCUCCCGCGGCGCUGCUCCGGCGUUGCAACUUUUUACCGACGCAUGCCCGGCUCGUGUCUUUUUGGCUCUUGCCGAUCGGAAUUCGUUGAGGGAUCGCCGCUGGCGGUGGCAGACGUCUUGUGACAUGUCGAUGACUACGUGCGCUGCGUACUUGCCAAUUAACCAGCCGUCUCACUUGGACCGCACCCCUGGAAUCUCCCAUUACACGAUGGGUUCUGGGGAGUGCUGUCUUUAUUCACAGAACGGCCGCGAAAUGCGCGACGAGGGAAAUGUGCAUGGGUUGCUUAAUUACUUGUCGCCGAAAAAGGUUAAUAUAGUGUCGUAA